Messenger RNA from Talaromyces stipitatus ATCC 10500, 1455 nucleotides. Its product is annotated as sugar transporter, putative. The record is from RefSeq and is a predicted model, not a curated record. Gene Ontology annotation, cellular component: membrane. Gene Ontology annotation, molecular function: carbohydrate:proton symporter activity. Lineage: Eukaryota; Fungi; Ascomycota; Eurotiomycetes; Eurotiales; Trichocomaceae. Gene Ontology annotation, biological process: transmembrane transport; carbohydrate transport. The coding region runs from base 1 to 1455 and encodes 484 amino acids. The transcript has 6 exons.
AUGAGCCAUAUCCGAGUCAAAGCAAACAGGUACAAUUACUGUGUUGCUCUUUUCGUCUGCCUUGGAUCGUUUACUUAUGGAUUCACCUCCGGCAUCUUCGGCACGGUAAUCGGACAGACAUCAUGGUGGAAUUACUUCAAUCUCGCGAUGGAUUCGUCUUAUGGCGCCGUCAUUCUCGAUCUGUGUAAUGGCCUGUUCUAUGCAGGUGGGUUUCUCGGUUGCUUGACCGUGAAUUGGUUGUCAGAUACAUUCGGACGCCGUCGGGCAAUUCAAAUAAUCAUGACAAUUUGCAUAAUUGCAGCUGUCAUCCAGACCUCUUCAGUUCAUGUUGCGAUGCUCAUCGUCGGCCGUUGUCUGGGAGGCAUUGCAGCAGAUAUGAUAAACUGUACAGUUCCGACAUAUAUUUCGGAGAUUUCCCCUCCAUCCCAGCGCGGACGGCUUGUUGGUUUCCACGGUGUGUGGACACUAGUUGCGUUUGGCUUGGUAAAUUGGGCGGGUUUGGGAACGUACUUUAAAGCUAAUCCAAAUAUACAAUGGCGACUUCUGUUUGGACUUCAACUUGUCGCGCCGCUUGUGCUUCUUGCUGGGAGUUUCAAGCUUCCCGAGUCCCCAAGAUGGUUGAUAUCUCGUGGGCGUGAUAAAGAAGGGCUGGAUAUACUUGAAAGGCUCCAUGAGAAUCCAGCUGAUCCAUUACACUGCGGCGCGAAAGAUGAAUUUUUCCAAAUCAAAAAUCAGCUGGCACAAGAUAAUGAAGAGUCCUUGCGAAAUUUGUUUCAACUGCUACGAAACAAAAAGUACAGAUCGCGGCUCUUGACUGGAUUCUUCUUGCAGGCAAUGACGCAGACAUCGGGGAUUCUAAUUGUUGAGCUUGCCAAUCUCAAUGUUAUUGGAUGGAAACCCUUGAUGAUUACUGGGUUCUACAACAGCUGGGCUGCAUUCUUGAACGUGAUUAACUCCUUUACUGUGGAUCGAGUUGGACGAGUCCGCGCCGGUGGAAUUCUCUGCGUGUCCAUCGUCGCUGCACUCGUUGCCCACUAUGGCACGCCAGACAAUACGAACCUUGCAGGUGCAGGUGCAGCAAUUGCUUUCAUGUUCCUCUUUGUUACGUUCUAUGGAAGCUGCGUCGAUGCAUCCAGCUAUAUCUUCUGUUCGGAGAUUUUCCCAACACAUAUCCGCGCACAGGGUGUCGGAAUGGCGACCAGCGGUGUUUUUCUAAUGAAUGCAGUCUAUCUUACGGCAGCUGGCACAGCGUUUACCAAAAUUGGCUGGAAGUUCUACCUGGUGUUCAUUAUCAUCCCUGCCCUAGCAUUGCCUAUCAUCUGGCGUUUCUUCCCGGAGACUAAAGGCUUGACACCUGAGGAAAUUGGCGCAUUGUUCGGAGAUGAGCCAGCUGUUGGUACCAACCACAUUCAGGAGUUGAGCGAAACGUCAGUUGACGAGAGGAUCAAAGUCUAG